AUGAGUAUAACAGCCAACGCCGUCGCCGGUCCCUCAGACUACCUCGGACGCGCUGCCGACUUUGUCAGACCAGACUUCCACCAAGUCAACCUCGACAUCGAGGGGUAUCUCAAAGCAGAGCGGAAUUUCAAGCUCGACUCUGACUCGGAGAUAUGCCGUCUCUCCCUCCUCCCACCUGGAUGCCCCCUACCCCCCUCCCUCUGCCCAUACCGCCACACCACGCCCUCCUCGCACAACUUCCGCGGACCCCCCAUCCUCCCCGCUCACCAAAGGGAGCGCGAAAAGAAGACGACCGUGUGCAAGCACUACCUCCGGAACCUGUGCAAGAUGGGCGACAACUGCGAAUACACCCACGACUUCAAUCUCCGGACGAUGCCGGUGUGCAUCUUCUACGUCAAGCUGGGGAAAUGCGAGCUGGGCGGGGAGUGCCUGUAUUUCCAUCCGAGCGAGUAUGAGCGGCGCGUCGAGUGCCCGGACUUCAAUAGGGGGUUUUGCGUAAUGGGGCCUGAAUGUCCAAGGCGGCAUAUACGGAGAGUGAUGUGCGGAGCGUAUGCGGCGGGGUUUUGUCCGGAUGGGAAGGACUGUAAGAAGGCACACCCCUCGCCUACUCGUCCACCGCCUGAAUCAUACGAGAACCCGCCCGUCCCAGAUCCAGCCCAGGCCGGUCCCCCCCCACAUCUCCCAGCGGGAUACGGCCGAUGGCGUGAAUAUCGGUACGACCCGAAUGCGGUCAUUGCUCCUUCCGCGGCAUGGGCAGAGGGCGGUAGUCUGUCAGGAUGGAGGGCAGGCGGUAUACUGAGCGGCAAUACGAGGCGGAAUGAAGAUAGGGGAGGCGGAGGAUAUGGCGGGGGCGGUGGAGGGGGAGGUGGGGGAGGUGGGGGAAAAGGAGGAUGGAUGAAAGACCUGUCGGGGAUUCUCUGCUUCAAAUGUAACCAGCACGGCCACUUUGCGAACGCCUGCCCAAAUCAAGCAGUACCAGGCGACCGAGGCGGGCUUACUCGGACGUAA
Messenger RNA from Dioszegia hungarica, 1008 nucleotides. RefSeq lists its product as uncharacterized. The record is from RefSeq and is a predicted model, not a curated record. NCBI's taxonomy places the organism in Eukaryota, Fungi, Basidiomycota, Tremellomycetes, Tremellales, Bulleribasidiaceae. Bases 1 to 1008 code for a protein of 335 amino acids. The transcript has 4 exons. Gene Ontology annotation, molecular function: RNA binding; zinc ion binding.